UGUAUUUUUAGAGACCUGGCCCGAGCCCCCUCCUUCCUCUCCCCCGGCCGGACCUGUUCUUCUAAUGGGAGAUUAUGGAUUUGCAUUGCAAUUGGCUAGUGGCGGUGGCUCUGGAUUUUCGCAAGUGAAACACCCGCCCGCUCAGUGAGGGCCAUUAAUGAUCACACUGACAACAACGCUUCUCUUUCUCUCUCUCUCUCUUUCUCUCUCUCUUUUCUUCCCGUUUCAGCUGCGCAAACCAUGCAGGAUGAUUUACUGAUGGACAAAAGCAAAACCCAGCCCCAGCAACAGCAGCGGCAGCAGCAGCAGCCCCAGCCCGAGCCCAGCGCAGCCGAAGCCCCGUCCACGCCCCUCUCCUCAGAGACCCCCAAGCCGGAGGACAGUAGCGCAGUGCCGGUCCUGAGCCCCGCCGCGGCCCCACCGGCUCCCAACGGCCCGGACAAGAUGCAGAUGGAGUCGCCGCUCCUGCCGGGCUUGAGUUUCCAUCAGCCCCCUCAACAGCCGCCGCCACCCCAGGAGCCCGCGGCCCCGGGCGCGUCGCUGUCUCCGUCCUUCGGCAGCACCUGGUCCACGGGCACGACGAACGCGGUGGAGGACAGCUUCUUCCAGGGGAUCACCCCCGUCAACGGGACCAUGCUCUUCCAGAACUUCCCGCACCACGUCAACCCAGUCUUCGGAGGCACCUUCUCCCCGCAGAUCGGCCUGGCCGCCGCCUCGUCCGCUUCGUCCAGCUGGAGCACGCACCAAAGCGUGAAUGCCGCCUGGAGCGCUCCGUCCAACCCGUGGGGCGGCCUGCAGGCGGGCCGGGACCCUCGCCGGGCGGUGGGUGUGGGCGUGGGCGUGGGCGUGGGGGUACCCUCCCCGCUUAACCCCAUCUCGCCGCUCAAAAAGCCCUUCUCCAGCAAUGUGAUCGCGCCCCCCAAGUUCCCUCGUGCGGCCCCGCUCACCUCCAAGUCCUGGAUGGAGGAUAACGCUUUCCGGACCGAUAAUGGUAACAAUCUGUUGCCAUUUCAGGACCGGAGUAGGCCCUAUGACACUUUUAACUUGCACUCGUUGGAGAACUCCUUAAUGGAUAUGAUAAGGACUGAUCAUGAGCCUCUGAAAGGACGUAUGGGAAUAAAUUUCCAUCAUCCUGGAACAGAUAAUAUAAUGGCACUCAACAGUCGAUCCUCUCUCUUCCCCUUUGAAGACGCCUUUUUGGACGACAGCCAUGGUGAUCAGGCCUUGUCAUCUGGCUUAAGUUCUCCCACUCGUUGUCAAAAUGGGGAACGAGUAGAACGCUACUCAAGAAAGGUGUUUGUUGGAGGUCUUCCUCCUGACAUCGAUGAAGAUGAGAUCACUGCCAGCUUUCGCAGGUUUGGACCUCUCGUGGUAGACUGGCCUCACAAAGCAGAAAGCAAGUCCUAUUUUCCUCCUAAAGGCUAUGCCUUUCUACUGUUCCAGGAGGAGAGCUCAGUGCAAGCUCUGAUAGAUGCCUGCCUAGAAGAAGAUGGGAAGCUAUACCUGUGUGUGUCAAGCCCCACUAUCAAGGAUAAACCGGUGCAAAUUCGACCAUGGAACCUAAGUGACAGUGACUUUGUAAUGGAUGGCUCUCAGCCUUUGGACCCCAGAAAAACUAUCUUUGUUGGGGGAGUUCCACGACCCCUUCGAGCUGUUGAACUGGCAAUGAUCAUGGACCGUUUGUAUGGUGGUGUUUGCUAUGCUGGCAUUGAUACGGACCCAGAGCUGAAGUACCCCAAAGGUGCUGGCCGCGUGGCGUUCUCCAAUCAGCAGAGUUACAUUGCAGCCAUCAGUGCACGCUUUGUGCAACUUCAACACAAUGACAUUGACAAACGGGUGGAAGUAAAGCCGUACGUGCUGGAUGAUCAGAUGUGUGACGAGUGCCAGGGCACGCGCUGCGGCGGGAAGUUCGCCCCGUUCUUCUGUGCCAACGUCACCUGUCUGCAGUAUUACUGCGAAUACUGCUGGGCGAGCAUACAUUCCCGUGCCGGGCGCGAGUUCCACAAACCGUUGGUGAAGGAGGGAGGCGACCGUCCUCGGCACGUCCCGUUCCGCUGGAGCUGAGCCCCGGGCCAACCCAGCCACAAGUACUGGAGUAGAUAACAAGGAGGGGAAAGAGAGGGCACUGCCUCAGGGCUUACAGUGUUCUGGAAAUCUGUGCAUUUGUUCUCGAUUUUUAAAGAAGAAAUGGGUCUUUUAUUAUUAUUAUUAAUUAUUAUUAUUACUAUUAUUUACAGUCAUAUUACUGAACUCAGUGUCCAGUAUAAUGCAAUGUUGCAGAGUGUAUAACGGUACUGAUUUGCACUUUGAUUCACACCUUCGUCUGCUUGAUACCUUAAUUUUCUUACACCUGAUUUGUCACUUUUGACAGUGCGUAGACUGCCAUUCUCAUCAGUGGCCAUUAGACUGAUGUCUGUGACUUUCAUUUGUUGUUGUUGUUGUUGUUGUGUUGUUGUUGUUGUUGUUGUUCUGGUUGUUUUUAAACUGGAGCAUGCACUUAUUUUCAGAAACUUGGAGAGUCGCCCCUAGGACAAGACUUACCAAAGGUAACACUCGUGAGUUAGGUGGCAGAUGUAGCAAAAUUUCCCAAUUCAGCAUUCGCUAGUGGGGGUCAUUUAGAGUAGGGGUAGCCCUUAAUGGAAAUCAGCCUUUAGUUGCUCUGUAUUUUGAGUUGUAAGGAUACCUCAUAAGCUGGAUCUUUCUUUUUUACUUCAUGUUUGACCUUUUUUUGUUUUGUUUUGUUUUGCUGAGGACUUUGGUUAGAUCUUUUAAUGUUAUGUAAAUUUAUGCUGCAAUAGCUUUUGCUGCUAUUAAAAAUGGUAUUGUCAAUACCGUAAUACUCUAUUUGGGCUAAGGUAUCAAUUACAAACAAAAACCCACCAACACACUUUUGUGAUUUAGGGAUAGAAUCAGCUGCCAAAAGGGGAUCAGAAUGGACUUGAGAAAGCUUCAAUGGAAGGUCACUAUUUCUGACUGCAUGUUUAUUUAAUCAGGUUGCUGCAUGCAAUAAAUUUUAUAUCCAAUGUCUAGUAUAAAACCUUCCCACAAUGCACAAAUUAAUAAUCUAUAUAAGCUAUGAACUACUCAUUUUUUUAAAAGGAGAUUUUUUUCAUUCAAAGAGUUGGUAAUGGAGGGGAGGAAGGCAUGCCUCAGACAAUGAAAUGCUGAGUAAGAGGAGCCCAUAACAGAAUGACUUAUAUUACAACCAAUAGAAAAUCUAGGUGUAGGAUAUUCUUAAAGCAAAUUCGUGGACGGUAGAUGAAGUACUUUGCGGUGCUCUGUUAUAUAUUGUGCAAUUUAUUUUAUAUAGUAAAGUGAUUAUGUCUAACUGUGAUCAAACUUAACUGUUUAAAGCCUCUGUGUCAGACAUUAAUGAACUUGACAGUUCCUAACUGGUAUAUUAUUAAGUAACACAUGAGCUCUUAGUUACGAUCUCCUAGUGCUUGUACCAUUUUACAUAGCUCCAGACCUUGUCCAGAAAACCAAAGAGCUCAUCUUAGCUUACAAACACUAAGAAUAUAUACAGUAUCUAGAGAUAAGUUGUCAGAUUGACAAACUAGGCACACAUCUUUAAGGAAGUUGUGUAACGGUGAUGCUAAAGAAAUGUCUGUACACAGCCAGAUGGCCUGGGUAGAGCUGGCUAUCUGGUAAGAAAUUAACUACUUAGUUCCCUGGAUGUAUCCUGUAAAGCUUGAAUAGAAUUAAGCCCUGCUAGUACUACCAUGGGCAUUUUUUUAGCAUUCACUCUUGGGCUGCAGAUAGUAACAUAUAAACACACACAAUGAUUGCGAGAGUAUGUAAAUCUUUUUUGAUAUUCUUCCUAUGUUUUGGAAUUCUGGGGACAAUCUGACUGGAUAUGACGCUGCAGAGUAGAUGCGAGUCACUGUGUUCUUCGUGCCGUGACGUCCUUGUACUGUCUGAAGUUAGUAUUGUUGAUUUCCGUUCUGUUCUUCCUCCAGUGUUUAGUUGCAAUUACUGGCUCUCAACCUGUAGUUUUGUUUUCAAAAAGGCAAAACAAACUAGUAGUAGUAGUAGUUGUUGUUGUUUACUGGAUUAAAAAUGCUUCUUAGAUCCCUCCCCUUUUGAGGUUGCCUCUGGGCUUUUUGGUAAUAUUUGCUUUUUUUUUUUUUUUUUUCAGCCCAGGUAUGGUUUUGUUUGUUGUUGCUGCUGUUGUUUUCUAUGUUUGUGGGUUUUGUUUUGUUUUGUUUUUCAUCUGCACAAGAAAUUUUGUUAUGCACUACUACUUUUUGUAUUUUAGACUGUUUUCAAGUUGGCUGAAGAUUUUUUUGUUUGUUUUUAAGGAAAAUGGCAUGCUUUCUGACUGACAUGAUCUUUUGCAAUACCUCAAUUUUGAAAUAUAGGAAAGAAAAUGAUAUUUUCUAAGUAAGUUUAUUCAGAAAAAUAUAUAUUAAUUUAAUUCUGCAAGAAAAUGAUUUAACAGAUGGGUAACUUUAUUUUUUUCAUGAUUAUUUGUGUUUUUUGAAAAUGAAGACGUUAGAGCUUUAUAACUAUAAUAUUAAAGAUCAUAUCUAACCUACAGAAUCUACCUAAUUAUGUGAAGGAAGCAAAUCUUUUUGAAGAAGCUCCCCUCUUUCAUGUACUAAAAUAACACUGAGAUUUUUUAAAAGAAAAAUUUAAGCUGGAAGAUUGUACAGCAUAAAGCUGAAGUGAUGGAAAGAAAAAAAAUGGUCAAGAAGACUAGGUUACAAAAAUCAACUCCAUUUGGUGCUGGAAGUGGCGGAUAGAUGGUAGAAACUAUUUUCCCUUCAUUUGUAUAUUUCUAAUCAAGCGUUGAUUGUGCACGACUGACCAGGAUUGUGAAAGAGUUCUUCUGUUUGUAUUUUUUUAAAGAGAACUUUUUUAGUUUAUUAAAUUAUAACAUGUUCCCUUUUGUUUUGUAAAUAAAUGUGCCCCCCCAAGUUCUUAAUGUUAUAUUAAGAGAGGGUCCUUCAAAAAAAUUAUUUUUUAAAACACAGAGGUGUUUCUGACCUGCAGCUUGGCUGGGGAGCCCCCGGUGACACAGGUCCGAUGUGGCCUUUCUUUGAUGUGUGACACUUGAACUAGUGGGUUUUUUGAAGGCUAUAAUCUAACCUCGACUAUUUGUUGUUAUGUGCAAUACUGUUUGUACUGUUUGUAUAAAAAAUAGAAAAAAAAAGAAAAGAAAAAAGGCAUAAAUCUUUAUUGCAGAUUUAUUUUCAUUGCAAACUUUAGACAUUGUGAUUCACUGAAAUCAUUUUUCUACUGUCAAAUAUGUACCUUUUCUUCAUGCUGGUAUUUUUUCAAUAGUAAUGUAGCCUUUGUACUGAGACAAAUUUUCAUUGUUAUUUUUAGAAAGAUUUUUUGCUAAGAGAAAAAUUAAACAUAUUUACAUAUUUUUCAUUUUAUUUCGUAUUUUCUUUAAAGGAGUGCUUUCUCAAUCAUUAAUAGAGUUGUUUCUGGGAGGGACUUUCAUAUCUGGUCAAUGUCAUAAUAUUAUUUUGUAUUUUUACUUGGAAUAAAUUAAUUUUAUGAUGCUAA
Messenger RNA from Dipodomys ordii (Ord's kangaroo rat), 5517 nucleotides. It is a transcript of the gene Cpeb3, whose product is annotated as cytoplasmic polyadenylation element binding protein 3. Gene Ontology annotation, biological process: negative regulation of cytoplasmic translation. Gene Ontology annotation, molecular function: translation factor activity, RNA binding; mRNA regulatory element binding translation repressor activity; mRNA 3'-UTR binding. The transcript is spliced from 10 exons. Bases 241 to 2064 code for a protein of 607 amino acids. The record is from RefSeq and is a predicted model, not a curated record. Gene Ontology annotation, cellular component: synapse; cytoplasm; neuron projection. Lineage: Eukaryota; Metazoa; Chordata; Mammalia; Rodentia; Heteromyidae.